AUGUCACGAUUUUCUUCAGGGGUCAAGUCCGGAGAGGCUCCUGCCUACGACGAGAUUAUGCUCCCUCGCAAGGGUCAAGAUGUUCGACAUGCACCCUCUCGUAUGCCUUGGUACAAUCCUCGCUACUGGCGAAAGAGAGUCUGGGCUGGAGUCGCCACAAUUGUUGUGAUUGUCAUCAUUAUCAUCGUUGCGGUCGCAGUUUCAGAAUCCAGAAAGAAUAGAUACCCAGACUACUCGACACUGGAAUACAGUCUAGCAGACACAUACGGAGGAGAGUCCUUCUUCGACCAGUUCCACUACUUCACUGGAUACGAUCCCACCGAGGGCUUUGUUCACUACGUUCCCAAAGAACAAGCAGAGUCUCUUAACCUCACCUAUGCGGCUUCUGACUCGGCAUUCCUGCGAGUUGACACUUCUGUUGGACCCAACGAUAAACCUAACGCCUCAACUGGCCGCUUUUCCGUUCGAGUCGAGUCCAAGAAGACAUACGAAAAGGGUCUCUUCAUCUUUGACGUCAAGCAUACUCCUUACGGCUGUGGCACUUGGCCUGCGCUUUGGCUCACCGAUUCAUCCAACUGGCCCGAGCAUGGUGAGAUCGAUAUCAUGGAAUCUACCAACAAAGCCGAUGAUGGAAAUCAGAUGACGUUACACACCACGGGCGGUUGCUCCAUGGACGUUCGUCGCAAGGACACUGGCAAAGCUCUACAAAAGAACUGCAACCAUGAGAAAAGUGAUAACGCAGGAUGUGGUGUCAAAUCAGAAGCUGAUGGGUUUGGCACAGCCUUCAACAAGAAUGGAGGAGGUGUCAUGGCUGUCGAGUGGCGAGACGAGGGCAUUCGUAUGUGGCAGUUCGCCAGAAACUCGAUCCCCUCUGAUAUCAAGGGAAACAAACCCACACCCAGCACUUGGGGUACCGCUCUCGCCGACUUUCCAAACACUGACUGCAAUAUUGGUUCUCAUUUCAAGAACCAGAGUAUCAUCGCAAACAUCGAUUUGUGCGGAAGUCUGGUCUACUCUGUUUGGGAUAACUCUGAGUGUUCUGGAAAUUGCACUGACCUCGUUGCAAACAAUCCUGAAGCGUUCAAGAAUGCUUACUGGGAGUUUGGUUCUUUCCAAGUAUACCAAGCAAAGUGA
Fusarium sp. VM40 is the source of this 1134-nucleotide messenger RNA. NCBI's taxonomy places the organism in Eukaryota, Fungi, Ascomycota, Sordariomycetes, Hypocreales, Nectriaceae. The record is from the annotation of a GenBank genome assembly.